AUGGAUAAUUCACAAUAUUUCGAAUUAUUCAUAAAAAAGAAAAACAUUACUAGAAGUAAUUGGGGUGGAUAUACUUUAGAUAUACAAUUAUGGGAAGAUGAGGAAUCACCUAUUGUCAAUUUGAGAUCUAUAAAAGAUGUUUCAUUUGAUGACUUGGAAAACAAUGGUAUUUUUACUGAUCGAUUAAUAGGGCUUGGAUCUUCAUUUUUAACUAAGUCACCAGAAUCUGGACUUUAUAUUUUGGCAAAAUGUAUCAUGAGAAAAAUGUCACUUGCAGAUAUUACUGUUUUAUAUUAUCAUCGUUAUCUACAAUACAUUGAUUUGACGCAUAACAAUCUUACAAAUUUAAUACCACUGGGUGGAAUUCCUUAUUUAAUGUAUUUAAAUGCGUCAUAUAAUAAACUCAUAGAUAUAUUAAAUUUUACACCACCUUGGUAUUUAACUUACGUAAAUUUAUCUCAUAAUCAUAUAACUCAAAUGUGCGAUCUAAGUAGUUUUUGGAGUAUUGUUAGAUUAGAUUUAUCUCACAAUGAAAUUGAAGUUAUUUUUGGAUUGCAUAAUUUAAAAUAUUUACAAUACUUGAAUUUAUCUUACAAUUCAAUCGAAUAUAUUGAAAAUUUAGAUAAUUUAAACAUUAAGGAAUUAAAUUUAGAAGGAAAUUGCAUAACAUCAUAUAAAUGUAAUAAAUCGGAUAGCGGUAUGAAAAGUUUAAUCAAUUUGAAAACUAUUAUAUUGGGAUAUAAUAAAUUAUCUAGCUUAGAUUUUUUCAAAGAUGCAUGCAGUUUAAGAUUCAUAGAUUUAAAGUAUAAUAAAAUUAUAGAUCUUUUAGAAGUAUCAAAUUUAAAAGGAUCGAUAUAUGAAAUAGAUCUUAGAGGAAAUGUAUGCAUAAAAUGGCCCAAUUAUAGAGAUGUAAUUUUAUUUUCUAUUCCAAGUGUUAUGUUUAUUGAUGGCAUCGAAGUAUCUAUUAUGGAAAAGGUACACAAAAAGAUAUCUGCAGCAACCUUAUUUGCCCCGUCAUUAAAUUUGAUAACUGCACGUAAUAUCAGUAAACUGACUUUAUUAGAACAUUUGAGUACACCUAAAAUAGAUACACAUGUGAUCGCAUAUGAUAAAAUCAGGCCACCAUUAUUAAUAUUGACUGGUCCAUCUGCAGUAAAAAAAAGAGCAUUAGCUUUACAUAUAUCGUAUACAAUUCCUAAUAAAGUAAAAUACUGCAAAUGGUAUACUACUAAGCAAUUAGAAAUUCGUGAAAAUGAAGAAAAAACAUUUAUUUUCGUUAAACGAGAAGAUUUUAACGAAAUAGCUUGUUGUGGUAACUUUUUAGGAAUCCAAGAAUUGUUAGGACACAGUUAUGGAUUUCAUAUGAAUGAAAUAGCUUCAUUAAUAAUGGAACAAAAAAUUGGCAUAACUCAAGCAGACUUACAUACAACUAUGCAAAUAUGUAAUCGCUAUUUAAAUGUCAAGCCUAUCUUGGUAAUUACAAAUGAUAUUGCUCAACAUCGAAGUUGGAUAGAGGAUAAAUUUGAUAUUUAUUCUUGGAUUCAAGAUAGUGUAGGAGAUUUGCUCGCUAUCAACAUAGGCAAACAUACGCAUAUUAAGAAAGAGUCCAAAAGCAGUAUAUUGAACUUUAUUUUAAGUAUUAUAGAGCAGAUAAUGAAUAGUUUAAAAUUACCUGGAUAUAGUAUGUUCGUUAGACCUCAAGGUACUGGAGCAACAACAACUGAUAUAAUAUAUGAAAGUAAAACUAUGUUACCAAAAAUUACAAUAGUUCAAGAUUCAUAUUUGUUUACUGACAAUAAGCAACGAUUCAAUGAUUUAAAGGUCUUAUUAGAUGAGGAAUCAAAUAUAAUUAUACACAAUUACAAAAUAAAUGAUAAGAUAGAACAUGAGAUUUCUGCUGAUGAUGAUAUCGAUGAUACUAGUUCUAGUGAAGAAACAUUGCUAGCUUUACAAUAUGAAAAUGAUAACGAUGAAAAGUCAGAAAACUUGAAACGUAUAUACGUUGAACUUGUUUUAAGAACAAGGAAGAUAUAUUUAGAACAUCAUGAAAAAAAUCCAGGAUUUUUUUCUCUUGUGUUAUUAACAGACAAUUAUACUGAAGCAUUUAAUAUUUUGAUGAAUUUUAUUGAAAAAAUAUGCGUAAAGCAAUUAUUCCGAAGUCUGGAACAUAUACCAGAAAUUAAAUAUCUUCUACGAGUGGCUAUUCCUGAUCGUAUUCCAUAUGUUAUUGAUAAAAUGAAAGAAUCUUUAUCCAUUCCCAAAAUAAGACAAAAUAAGAAAUUAGAAACAGAUAGCAUAACAAUAUGA
Polistes canadensis is the source of this 2307-nucleotide messenger RNA. Its product is annotated as leucine-rich repeat and guanylate kinase domain-containing protein-like. The transcript is spliced from 13 exons. NCBI's taxonomy places the organism in Eukaryota, Metazoa, Arthropoda, Insecta, Hymenoptera, Vespidae. Bases 1 to 2307 code for a protein of 768 amino acids. Gene Ontology annotation, molecular function: protein binding. The record is from RefSeq and is a predicted model, not a curated record.